Molecule: messenger RNA, 631 nt
Organism: Lotus japonicus
Lineage: Eukaryota; Viridiplantae; Streptophyta; Magnoliopsida; Fabales; Fabaceae
Product: RING-box protein 1a
Exons: 5
Coding region: 55-408 (117 amino acids)
Biological process (GO): ubiquitin-dependent protein catabolic process; protein ubiquitination
Cellular component (GO): cullin-RING ubiquitin ligase complex; nucleus
Molecular function (GO): cullin family protein binding; zinc ion binding; ubiquitin protein ligase activity
Source: RefSeq, a predicted model, not a curated record
UCGAACAGUAGAAACAAUCACAGAACGAGGUAGUAGAAUUCUUGAGAGAGAGACAUGGCAGCGACUCUGGAUUCCGACGUUCCAAUGGUUCCCGCCGGCGAACCCUCCAGCAGCGCCGGCCCUUCCUCCAAGAAGCCCAAGCGCUUCGAAAUCAAGAAGUGGAACGCCGUUGCUCUCUGGGCUUGGGAUAUUGUUGUUGAUAACUGUGCUAUUUGCCGGAACCAUAUCAUGGAUCUCUGUAUUGAGUGCCAGGCUAACCAGGCUAGCGCUACUAGCGAGGAAUGCACUGUUGCUUGGGGUGUUUGUAACCAUGCUUUUCAUUUUCAUUGCAUAAGCCGUUGGCUCAAGACCCGUCAAGUGUGUCCUCUAGAUAACAGUGAGUGGGAGUUCCAGAAAUACGGUCACUAGAACUUUGAUGCGGUUGAGCUGCGCCUACUCGGACAUUUGGACUUCUUCUAUAUUUCUGUUGAAACAUUUACUGCUGUCUGCAUUGUCUUUUUGUUUUGUCUACUUGAGCUUAACUCUCUUUUAAGUUAUUAUUGAGUUACUGCUAAUUAGCGUUCUGUGUAAGGAAUUAAAAAUGAAUAGUUGUUGAAAUUACAGUAUUUUAGAAUCAGCACAUUACUUUGCA